CCUCCCUCCCUCCUCACCACCACCACCUCCUCUCUCACAUAUAUAGCCACCCGCCUGCCACAGUUUAUUACAAGCCCGGCCAUCCCGAUCGAGCUCGCUUCAAUUCUCACACCGUACGUUGCACGUGGAUCCAUCCGAUCCCUAGGCUCUCUUCAGACAUUGGGACAUGGGGAACGGACUCUCCUUCUCCCCGUCGUGCCUGCACCUGCCGGCGGCGGCGGCGCCCACGGCGGUGCGGCUGGUGUACUGGGGCGGUCUGUCGAGGCAGCUGGUGAUCACGGGCGGCGACGACGACGACGUCGUCACGGCCGGGGACGUCGCGGCGGAGCUCCCGGCGCCGGCCGCGGGCUACGCCGUGUGCCCCGCCGACGCCUUCUUCGUCGGCCUCCCGAUCCCGGCCAUGUCUCCGGGCGAGGAGCUCCUUCCCGGCAGGACCUACUUCGUGCUCCCCGCCGCGCGCCUAUACUGCAAUGCUAGCGUGUCAUGGGCUCGCCCUAGACGAUGAACUCCGGCGGGGCCACGCCGCCAGCGCCGGUCAUGGUAGGACGGAGAGCGCCGGGGUCUAGGCGCCGUACCGGCGAGCGGCGUGCGCUGGCGAUGCCGGCGAGGGGCGUCACAGGGAGGUGCCGGGGGGGGGGGGGGGGGGGGGGCUAGGUUAUCACACGCGUCAUCAGGGCGUCUGGUGCCUUGCCGUCGGCGGUAUGGCGCCUCUGGAUUUGGCGAUCGGGAUUGCUAGCUAGCCUCUCUUGCUCGUGGAGCGCCGACGGGCUCCCGAGCGAGUUGAUUCGGUUCCUGGGGACGAUUUGGCCCGCCCGGAUGCCCUCCGAUUCGUCAGUGGUAUUUGUAGGUUGAAAUCUCCAAUCUUUUCAUUUUUAUAUGAUGAAUUGGUGAGAUGAGCAUGGUAGAUAAGGA
Molecule: messenger RNA, 912 nt
Organism: Sorghum bicolor (sorghum)
Lineage: Eukaryota; Viridiplantae; Streptophyta; Magnoliopsida; Poales; Poaceae
Exons: 1
Coding region: 167-505 (112 amino acids)
Source: RefSeq, a predicted model, not a curated record